This is a messenger RNA of Phytophthora nicotianae INRA-310, 342 nucleotides long. RefSeq lists its product as hypothetical. The transcript has a single exon. The record is from RefSeq and is a predicted model, not a curated record. NCBI's taxonomy places the organism in Eukaryota, Oomycota, Peronosporomycetes, Peronosporales, Peronosporaceae. Bases 49 to 342 code for a protein of 97 amino acids.
UGGAUGAUACGAACACUUGCUUCUUCUGAUACUUAAGUUUUUACCCUCAUGGUAGCUACACUGGGGGAGAUAAAACAACUCUUUGAGAGUUACUUUCUUGCCGCGGAGGCCUGGAACGGUUUUCUCCUGGGGAAAAUGUGGAUCGUUGAGCAGUGGAAUCGGCCGAGAACGAAGUCGAGAUGCAUCUUCUGCGGCAUCCAUCUCUAUAUCCGGUUGUUCCAUCUCCAUAUCUUCAUGAUCGUCAAUGCCAGCGUUUUGGUGUCGGAUGUGCUCAACAUUCUCGUUUUCACUGGUUCCAGAUUCAAUAUCCACGUCAUCAUCAUCAGGAAUUCCAUCAAGUAG